Molecule: messenger RNA, 3357 nt
Organism: Sycon ciliatum
Lineage: Eukaryota; Metazoa; Porifera; Calcarea; Leucosolenida; Sycettidae
Exons: 4
Coding region: 13-3357 (1114 amino acids)
Source: RefSeq, a predicted model, not a curated record
AGUGUACCGGACAUGCUGCACAAUUUCCUGGUGUGGCUUAUGUCAGACAAGUAUCAUGCUGUUGUGCAGUCAACCAAGAUCUCAGUAGAAGAUCCAGCAACGUGUCGGCGUGUUCAGUCCAUUGCGCAGGAUGUAAUGUUUGCCACUGCCUCGGCAAUUCCACCCAAGCACAUAGUCUUGGCAUUGACCCUGCACCAUCUGUUCCGGAGUGAGAAGUUGACCACAAUGUUAAACCGCUUGGGGCAUUGCAUUGCCUACUCGCAAGUGUUGGAAAGAGAGACCAAGAUGGCAGAGGACAAGCUAGUUGCCGGGCAUGUUGUGGAUCAGCUUCCAGACGUCAUCAAUCCAAGUACACCAUUCUAUCAUGUUGCUGACAAUAAUGACUUGAAUGAGGAGACAGUGGACGGGAAGGGCACCACUCACUGCACCAACACGAUUGUUGUGCAGCCAAUUCUGAGUAGUGAGGGUGAUGGCACAUGGCUGCCUGGAGCACAAGGCCAUGAGCGGAGCCGGAAGCGCAAAAGAGCCCUGGAUAUACAGCCAGAAGUAUUUGCAGACAUCGUUUGCGCCAAGAAUGUAAACCCUGCGAGGCGGCCGGGUGUGACACAGCAGCAACUGGAAGGUGUUAUGUCGGAUGGUGAUGCUGUGGCGCUGAACGACUUCACCUGGAGGCGUUGUCGAUCCAGUCGAAGUGGAGAGCUCCUUGACCCGGUCGUUGAAGUGUUGUCUGAUUUACCCGAGCAAAAAGUGCCAUCAUGGUCAGCAUUCAACGCACUGGUGAGCCGCAAGGAUGUACCACCGAAAUCCAGGAUUGGAUAUUGCCCUGUGAUGAAUGCUUCACCAACCGAGUCUUCAACCGUGUAUGCAUUGCUGACCAAGUGCCUACGAAGGUGUCAAAACUCUGAUCUGAGUUUCACAUUGAUUGUUUUCGACCAAGCCAUUUACGCCAAGGCCGUGGACAUUGUCACACAACGAGGAGAAGAGUUUGCGCCUAUUGUACUGAGACUAGGUGCUUUUCAUAUUGCUUGCACCUUUCUGGCAAUCAUCGGGAAGAGGUUUCGCGAUGCCGGUCUGUUGGAUCUGCUUGUGGAAUCUGGUGUUGCUGGAACUGCAUCAGCCUCCUCUGCCCUGGAUGGUCGGCACUACAACCGGGGUAUGCGAUUCCACAAGAUUGCUUCCGAGGCAUUGGAACGGUUGCGCUGGAAGGAAUUUGUGGAUGCCAGCAACUUGACUGAACUUGACAUACCUCUCUCCUCAGCCUUUCAAGAGUUGGAGAUGUGCAUCACCAGUGACAACCUGUCACGGGUUACUGCUUCUCCUGCUUUGCGGAGCCUCUACGUCAAAUACCAGGAAUUUUGCCAACAGCAGUCCCAGCUGGUUCCAAACUUUGGACUAUGGUCAUCGUACAUCAGCAUGGUGGAUCUGCUACUGCGGUUUGUCAGGGCUAGUCGCACUGGCAACUGGAAGUUGCACCUCGUCUGUGUGCGGGAUAUGCUUCCCUGGUGUUUUGCAUAUGACCGAGUGAACUAUGCCCGGUUCAUGUCGUUCUACUGGCUCGACAUGACCCAAUUGCCAACGAACCACCCAGAAGCUCAUGCCUUCCUGGAGCAGGGUGGGUUCUCGGUGCAACGGUCAUCCAACCCUUUUGCUCGAGUAGCGUCCGACCAAGCUAUUGAGCAAUCGAUCAAUCGAGCCACAAAAACCACAGGCGGUAUAAUUGGGUUCAGCCGCCAUCCUGCUACUGUACAGCGCUGGGUGCUCACAGCACAUGACCGUGCAGCAGUCGCUGAUGUUUGCUUGGAACACUGUGGCCUUGAUGACAGUACUGAAGAGAGAGAUACCUUUCACAAGGAUUGCCAGAAGGGCAGAAUGGUGCGGGAUGAGAAGGAUGUCCUCCAAGUGAUCGAUACCGUCUCCAUGCUUCGCAAUCCAUUCAUUUCAUCAUCCAAACAGCCAUGCAUGGAGUUAAUCCAUCUUGCAUCCGGCGUUGAAGCAUCCAAGGAAGCUGCCCAGGACCUUCGAACGGCUGAAGAGCGUGGCAAGGUGUGUUUUCAUGAGUUCCUCCAUGAACGGUUGACUGCUGGGCAAUCCGCUAAGGGAUUCCAUGAUCCACUGAAGAAGCAGAACCUGCAGACCUUCACCAAGAAGAAAGCAAAGAAGACGGCAUCGACCAGCAACACCGACAUCCUUCGUGCAGACAGGUCUACUUUCUCUCGAAUGGCCUUGAUUGCUCAAACGCGUGAAAUGGAUAUGCGGCAGGUGAUGUCAUACCCACUAGGUGAAUUGCCUUGGGCAAUUGCCUCUACAUCAGGAGCUCUCGUGAAGACAAACAAGUCUGCUUUACUUACUCUGCUCACCGAUGGCAUAUCGUCUGCACCUCCAACCAACACUGCUGCUGCUAAUGGAGCCCUGAUUAUUGAUGCUAUGGCAAUGAUCAGGACCCAGAAGCUAAGCGAAGCGCCUGCAUCAUUUGGAGAGUUUACUGCAGUAGUCCUGAAACAGAUCUGCGGCUACUUUUCUAAGUACACCCGAGUGGACUUCGUUGUGGACACGUACCGUGACAUCUCCAUCAAGAACUUAGAAAGGAGCUCUCGUGCAGCCGAUGGCGUGUUGCGACUGCAUCUGACAAACCGGUCCCAACGAAUGCCUCGGCAAUUUAACAAGUAUCUUUCGCUGGGCACGAACAAGGAGGAGCUGAUAGCCUUCUUGUUCACAGAAUGGCAGCGUCCCGAGCAGAUGCAGAAGAUUCCUGAUGGCAAGGAGCUUGUGACAACUUCCGGGCAAUCAUGUAGCACGGUAAGAUGCGUCGAUGGUGUGGGUGUCCAUACUCCUGUUCCGAGCCUUAAAUCGACGCAUGAAGAAGCUGAUACGAGGCUCCUUCUCCAUGCCAGCCAUGCGGCGGCAGCAGGUCACGCGAACGUGACCAUCAAGUCACCGGACACCGAUGUGUUAGUUCUUGCUGUGUCAGUCACGAAUCGCAUCCCUGCUGCUCUACACUUCCUAACUGGAACUGGCAACAAGACACGGAAGAUACCGGUCAAUGCCGUCAGCGAAAAGUUGGGCAGAGAGGUGUGUGAUGCUCUGCCGGCAUUCCAUGCCUUUACCGGCUGUGACGCAGUCAGUUCCUUUGCGCACCAAGAAAUCUGCCUUCAAGUUGCUGUGCUCCCCAGCCCACUCCGACUACAAGGCAAUCUUCGCCCGUACAUACCUGCUCCACACGAGAAUAAUCAAGAUGCCUGCCAGUGUCGCCACAACUCGGCAGGAGUUGCCUGCACCAACUGCCCAACUCUGGACACGGUUCAGGAAGAUGUUGCUUCAUCUCUGGAAGCAGAUGACACACUGCAAGCUGUGCAGUGA